Messenger RNA from Acanthoscelides obtectus, 560 nucleotides. NCBI's taxonomy places the organism in Eukaryota, Metazoa, Arthropoda, Insecta, Coleoptera, Chrysomelidae. The record is from the annotation of a GenBank genome assembly.
ACUGACGGUUCCAUACUAAAUAUGAAUUGCAAUGAUUAUUAUACAUAAAAGCCUCAAAGGCUGAAAGGCAAAGAAAUUUCUAGUAGAUGAUGCCUUUGUUGUUUCAGUUUUAUUUUGUAUUUCUGUGUGUAAGCUUUUAUUUAAGGCGACAUCUUAUGCUGCGAAUAUACGUUUUAAUUGGACAUCUUAGGCAAAAAAUGGAGAAGGCUGAAAAUUGGCAAAGCAAAUACUGUGUAGAGUUUGAACAACGUCCUCAGCGGACUACUAUUGGACUGUGCUCGCUUUUGGAGCAGCAGAUGUUCGUGGAUGUAGCCAUUUGCUGCGGAGAGAGGGUUUUACACGUUCAUAAAGUGGUUCUGGCUGCCAACAGUCCCUUGUUUAAGGAAGAACUGGAGAAAAAUUCAUCUGUCGAGCAUGUGGUGAUCACAGGAUGUGAUUAUACUGUGGUGAAAUCCUUAGUGGAGUUCAUGUACUGUGGAUCAACUACUAUAGCAGAUGAACAUCUCAAAUAUUUUGUUGCGGCAGCCAGGACAUUACAAAUGAAACAUUGGAAAAUCUGA